ACUCCGUGAAUGCGCCCACAAGCGCCGCGCGGUGUCGUGGAAUUUUCCAGCCCGCUCCGCCCCCGCCAUUCCGAGGCCCCGACCCCGCCCACGCUAGUCAUUGCCCCGGGCUCCGCGGCGUAGAGGGGGGCGGGGGGGGAAAACGUUCUGGAAGCGGCAGCCGUGGCCUGGCAGCUGCGCUGCGCCCCGUGCGGCGCCGCUCCCCUGUCGCCGUUGCCGCCAGCCCCCGCCGUGGCGCGAGGUCCCCCUCGCGGGCGAGGCCGGCGCCUGCGGGCGCUCCUCAGCCGGCGCGGCGCCGCUCAUUGGCGGCGGGCCGCGCGCGGUGAUGGUGUCAGCGCGCGGCGCCGCGGCGCAGGGAGGCCCCGCCAUGCGCCGUGGGGCCCGGCCAUGUCGCGCCUCCCGCAGCAGGCGCUUGUCCUGGCGGCCCGGGGCUGGCGCGGCGCCGCAGUUUGCAAGUCAUGUGCUCUCCGAAGAUUUUCCAUCCAGCCUGCCCAGCAGAAGAAGAUUCCAAACCGGUAUUUGGGCCAGCCCAGCCCCUUCACACACCCACAUCUGCUCAAACCAGGAGAGGUAACCCCAGGAUUGUCACAGGUGGAAUAUGCUCUUCGCCGACACAAACUGAUGGUGUUGAUCCAGAAGGAAACCCAAGGCUGGGAUGGUUUGGACCACACAGUGAUUCUGCUGUCCAACCCCACAUACUACAUGAGCAACGACAUCCCCUAUAUUUUCCACCAGGACACUAAUUUCCUGUACCUCUGUGGGUUUCAGGAGCCUGACAGCAUCCUGGUGCUGCAGAGCAUUCCUGGCAAAGCACUGCCAUCUCACAAAUCCAUACUUUUUGUGCCCCGGCGGGAUCCAAAUCGAGAGCUGUGGGAUGGGCCCAGAUCAGGCCCAGAUGGGGCAAUUGCUCUCACAGGAGUAGAUGAAGCUUACACCAUUGAGGAGUUCAGGCACUUGGUGGCCAAGCUGAAAGGUGAGUCCAACGUGGUUUGGUAUGACUUGAGAAAACCAGUGCAUGCAGAGCUGCACUCUGACUACAUGCAGCCCCUGGCUGAGGUAAAAGCUCGGAGCAAAAACCGCAUCCAGGCCAUUCGACAUCUCGUGCAAAACCUUCGGCUGAUCAAAUCCCCUGCAGAGAUUGAGAGGAUGAAGAUAGCUGGCCGGGUGACAGCAGAGGCUUUCACAGAGACUAUGUUUGCUAGUAAAUCCCCUGUGGAUGAAGCCUUUCUGUAUGCAAAGUUCGAAUUCGAGUGCCGGGCUCGUGGUGCUGACAUGUUGGCAUACCCCCCUGUUGUUGCUGGUGGCAACAGAUCAAACACUUUGCAUUAUGUGAAGAAUAAUCAGCUCAUCAAGGAUGGUGAACUGGUCUUGCUAGAUGGUGGAUGUGAAUUUUCCUGCUAUGUGAGUGACAUCACACGUACCUGGCCUAUCAAUGGAAGGUUCACCAAACCCCAAGCAGAACUGUAUCAAGCUGUCCUGGAUAUCCAGAAGUCCUGCUUGAGCCUCUGCUCCCCUGGCAUGAGUCUGGAAAAUAUCUACAGCCUCAUGCUGAGCCUUAUUGGACAGAAACUGAAAGACUUAGGUGUCCUGGAGAGCAGCAUCACUGACAGCCAUUUCUUCAAGGCUGUUCGAAAAUACUGCCCUCAUCAUGUGGGCCAUUACUUGGGCAUGGAUGUUCACGAUACCCCAGAUAUAUCCCGAUCGCUCCCGUUCCAGCCAGGCAUGGUGAUAACCAUUGAACCAGGCAUUUAUAUCCCUGAGGAUGAUGCGAGCGCUCCAGAGAGGUUUCGUGGCAUUGGUGUGCGCAUUGAGGAUGAUGUGGUGAUAACAGAGGAUGCACCUCUUGUCCUGUCUGCUGACUGUCCCAAGGAUAUUUACCACAUUGAGCAGAUCUGUGGCCGCAGCUCAUGAUGCCCCUUCUCUGCCUCUUUCAUCCUCCUUGGGAGACACAGCCCCGCAGGGAUGCAGAUCCCUUAGCUGGCUGUAGUUGUCAAGUGAAGGCAUGGACAAUUGAUGGCUAUUUCCAAGACUGGGACUGGGCAGUGGAAUGCAAAAGGCUUGGGUACUGAGGGAUGAAAAAACAAAGUAACCUUU
Motacilla alba alba is the source of this 2094-nucleotide messenger RNA. RefSeq names its product X-prolyl aminopeptidase 3 (gene XPNPEP3). Gene Ontology annotation, cellular component: mitochondrion. The record is from RefSeq and is a predicted model, not a curated record. Gene Ontology annotation, molecular function: manganese ion binding; metalloaminopeptidase activity. The transcript has 10 exons. NCBI's taxonomy places the organism in Eukaryota, Metazoa, Chordata, Aves, Passeriformes, Motacillidae. The coding region runs from base 388 to 1911 and encodes 507 amino acids.